This is a messenger RNA of Halteromyces radiatus, 1434 nucleotides long. RefSeq names its product tyrosine-tRNA ligase. Gene Ontology annotation, biological process: tyrosyl-tRNA aminoacylation. The transcript has 8 exons. Gene Ontology annotation, molecular function: RNA binding; tyrosine-tRNA ligase activity; ATP binding. NCBI's taxonomy places the organism in Eukaryota, Fungi, Mucoromycota, Mucoromycetes, Mucorales, Cunninghamellaceae. Gene Ontology annotation, cellular component: cytosol; mitochondrion. The coding region runs from base 4 to 1413 and encodes 469 amino acids. The record is from RefSeq and is a predicted model, not a curated record.
UUCAUGUUACUCUUUCGUCGAUCACCUACAGUGAUCCCUUACCAUUUAUUCCAAAGAUCAUAUGCUUCUUCAACACGGAUACCCAAUGUUAUGACGGAUUUGACGAAUCGUGGCCUAAUCGCCAAUACGACCAGUCCUGAUCUUGUUGAACAUACCAACACUCCUACAGCGAUUUAUUGUGGUGUAGAUCCUACGGCUAGUUCACUUCACUUGGGUAAUCUAUUGACAUUGAUGGGACUUUUUCAUUUUCAUAUCCGUGGUCAUCAAACAAUAGCUUUGGUGGGUGGAGCUACAGGUAGUAUUGGGGAUCCUUCAGGUCGAAAUUCAGAACGAUUACCAUUGGAACGUGAAGUAUUGGAUAAAAAUGUGGCAGGGAUUGAUCAACAAAUACAUCGAUUUUUCCAUCAUGGGGCUCUGUAUGCACAAAGAAGAGGAUAUGAUCAUGUUCAACUGAAACCCAAAGUGCUCAACAAUUACACUUGGUUUAGUAACAUGACGGCAUUGGAUUUCUUGGGAUCAGUGGGUCGUUAUGCUCGUAUCAAUACCAUGUUGGCCAAGGAAAGUGUACGGUCUCGCUUGGAAAGUACCCAAGGUAUUAGCUUUACGGAAUUCUCUUAUCAAUUACUUCAAGCUUAUGAUUUUUGGUACUUGUAUAACCAUCAUGGUUGUCGCAUUCAGUUGGGUGGUAGUGAUCAAUGGGGCAAUAUUACAGCCGGUAUUGAUAUGAUUGGUAAACGUAAUCCUAUGGAUCAAGAAUCUCCAAAAGCAUAUGGCAUCACUAUUCCUUUAUUAUUGACUUCAACUGGUGAAAAGUUUGGGAAAUCAGCUGGCAAUGCUGUAUGGUUGGAUAAGUCCAUGACAAGUGUAUUUGAUUUUUAUCAGUUUUUUAUGAAGACGACAGAUCAUGAUGUUGGCAAAUAUUUAUCCAUGUUUACCCUUUUCAAUGACGGCGAAAUUCAAGACUUGUUGCAACAACAUAAGAAAAAUCCGGAAUUACGUUUGGCACAAGAAUCAUUGGCAUCAGAAGUGACUGAAUUAGUACAUGGAUUGGAUGCUGUUCAACAGGCCAAGGUAGCUACUAAGGUUCUUUUUGGACAAGAUCUUAGUAAUGUAUCAGGACAAGAUAUUCUCAAUGCAUUCGAACAUGAUCAUAGUCGAUUUGCCAGUUUAGAACAGGAUAAAGUGGUUGGUGUUGGUAUUGAUCAAUUGGCUACGAUGAUCAAGGCAACCAAAUCAAAAUCUGAAGCUCAGAAACUCAUCAAAGCAGGUGGCAUGUAUAUCAAUAAUGUGCGAGUCAUGGAUUCAAGACAAAAAAUCUCUUCUGGUGAUCUGAUCGAUAAUACUAUUUGUUUAUUACGUGUGGGCAAAUCAUCUUAUCAUAUAGUCCAUGUUAGAUCCUCCAAAUCCCCUUAGAUAGAUAUCAUAAUAAAAACC